AUGGGCCGCGUUCGCACCAAGACCGUGAAGAAGGCGGCCCGGGUCAUCAUCGAGAAAUACUACACGCGCCUGGGCAACGACUUCCACACCAACAAGCGCGUGUGCGAGGAGAUCGCCAUCAUCCCCAGCAAGAAGCUCCGGAACAAGAUCGCGGGCUAUGUCACGCACCUGAUGAAGCGGAUCCAGAGGGGCCCCGUCAGAGGCAUCUCCAUCAAGCUGCAGGAGGAGGAGAGGGAGAGGAGAGACAACUACGUGCCCGAGGUCUCGGCCCUGGAUCAGGAGAUCAUUGAGGUUGAUCCUGACACAAAGGAAAUGCUGAAGCUCUUGGACUUUGGCAGUCUCUCCAACCUGCAGGUCACUCAGCCCACAGUGGGGAUGAAUUUCAAAACACCGCGAGGAGCCGUUUGA
Messenger RNA from Pipistrellus nathusii (Nathusius's pipistrelle), 408 nucleotides. Lineage: Eukaryota; Metazoa; Chordata; Mammalia; Chiroptera; Vespertilionidae. The record is from the annotation of a GenBank genome assembly.